Pyricularia oryzae 70-15 is the source of this 3208-nucleotide messenger RNA. RefSeq lists its product as uncharacterized. Gene Ontology annotation, cellular component: nucleus. The transcript is spliced from 6 exons. NCBI's taxonomy places the organism in Eukaryota, Fungi, Ascomycota, Sordariomycetes, Magnaporthales, Pyriculariaceae. The record is from RefSeq and is a predicted model, not a curated record. The coding region runs from base 215 to 3064 and encodes 949 amino acids. Gene Ontology annotation, biological process: regulation of DNA-templated transcription; DNA-templated transcription. Gene Ontology annotation, molecular function: zinc ion binding; DNA binding; DNA-binding transcription factor activity, RNA polymerase II-specific.
AUUCUCUUGUCAAAUUUCUUUUUUUUUUUUUUUUUUUUUUUGUUGCUGAAAAGCCGGUUCCAGAUCACGCAACCCGUCGUUUCUCAGAGAAGGGCAUCUUUAUUUCGGAGGGCAGUCGGAUGGCCAGCCAACAUAGCCAGUGGCAGCUUGACUCUGGAGGCUAACAGCCGCAUACCACUCUCGUUUUUAAACCAUAUAUCCAGCCUUGAGCUCUAUGUCGACUUCAGGAAUGGCUGCCUCCGCCUUUGAACAUGCGCCCCUGGCCCCUCACCUGUCACCUGGCAUACACCCGGUGGCCAUGUCUCGUCCACAGGUGGGCAUCGAGAGGCUUCCGACACGGCGGAUGAGCAACGAACCUCGAGAAUCCAUGAACUGCAAGUCAUGCCGCAAACGAAAGAUCAAGUGCAACCGCCUCCGACCAUCUUGCGAGGCUUGCCAGGUUUUCCAGUGCCCUUGUGUGUAUGAUGCCGUACCCAAGAAAAGGGGCCCUAAAACAGAUGUACUGGAGGCCCUCGUAAAGAGGAUCGACGGGCUGGAGCAGCAACUUAAAGACAAAAAGACCGCAGAUCCUUCAGGAACGGAAGUGGCAACGAUUAUUGGAAACACGAGAACGGCAAGCAACGCAAGCAUAGCACCAGAUGUCGAUCAAGUGUCACCGAGCGCCUCUGCUGGGCCUGCAGCUGGCAGUGUGGCAGACGAAGAUCUGAAAUCAAGAAUCGACCCGGCACUCACGAACAGAUCGGCCCAAAUCUCCGAGUCGGCCAUUUAUUCGCCGUCUCCUGGAAGUGAACCAUCUUCCAUGUCCAUAACAGUUCCGACCGAGGCGUUGCUGGACACGUAUUUUAGUCGUUUUCACGGAAAGCCAUAUCACAUCCUGGACGAGACGGUAAUCAGACAGAGGAUACAAGCACACCAAAUACCAUCAUUCUUGGCGCAUGCUAUUUACGCCGUCUCAGCAAGAUAUAUACCACAUCCCAGCGGCUAUCAGUCUGCUGUGCAGCUCAGUGAAGAUUACGCAAUCCGGGCGAGAUCCGAGAUAGAUACCGACGAACCGUCAGUCGACGCACUACAGGCACUUCUUCUUUUGGUGACAGCCUUCACCGCUAUGGGGAAGGGGAGGAAGGCAUACAUGCUCCUUACUAGCGCGGUAGGCAUGGCCGUGGCCCUGGAGCUCCAUCGAGAAGUGGACCCCAACGCCCGAAUAUCACCGGCAGAACGCGAGAUGCGGAGGCGGCUCUUCUGGAGCUGCUUUCUCCUGGAUAGAUUUAUGGCGUGUGGCUCGAAGCGCCCGUCACUCAUCUCCAACCGAACCAUAAUCGUCCGUCUCCCUUCCUGGUCGCCAGGUCCGCAGUCGUUACCAGUGGAGGGGGAGUUCUUCGUGAGCGGCUCGAACCUGCACUACUUCCAGGGGAGUGGUAAGAAAUCUCAGGGCAGCAGCGGGAUGCUGAUCGACAUCAGCCGGAUACUGGGCAUAACCAACCGAUACCUCGCCGCGGGGGGAGUCAAGGGAGAUUCUCACUUCCCUUGGCAUUCUCUAUCCAACCUGUCCAAGAUCCGACAGGACUUGGACAUAUGGGCCUCGGGCACCGAAGAUGUGUUUUCGAGCCUCGACAAGCUUUUCGGUCAGCCAGACUCGACCGUCCUCGUGUUGAGCAAGCUGAUUUACCACCUGAUACACUGCCUCAUCUACAGGCCCUUUCUCCCCAUAGAUCUCGGCGAGCUCGCCGGGGCCGGGCAGCACCAGUCGUGGCAGAUCGAAGCGACCAACAUGUGCUUUUUGCACGCAAACGCAAUAGCAGAGCUCGUGGAGCUCGGGAAGCAGACGGCGACCAUUGAGUGGCCGGCGUUUGUCGGCUACUGCAUCUGCACGGCGGGGACUGUGCACGUGCACGGGGCCUUUUACAACAAGAACCGGUUCGCCAGCGGCGAGAUGGGUGGCGUCCUGGCCUCGUCGACCGAUUUCCUCUCUCGCGAGAUGCAGCAGCUGAGCGAGCUGAGAUAUGCCUGGGCGAGCGUGCAGCACCAGCGGGAGACGCUUCAGGGCAUCUACGGCGCACACGCCGAGCUGGUCAAGAGCCACGCCAGCAACCCCAUGCGCUCCGCGCCCGUCUUCCAGCUGGAGGACUUUUUCGACCGAUACUCCAACAUUGGUGGACCGGGCGGCCAGUCUUUUUAUUUCGACUCGGCCAACAUCAGCCUGUCGGAUGUCGUGGUCGACUACACCACCGACGUCUAUACGGGCCACGACCUCUACGCACCCAGGUCUAGCAUUAGUGUAGAGGCGAUGGGAGCGGGAAAUGGUAGCGAUCGGCCGAGCCUCAAGCGCAAGAAGACGGCACCCCACGGCAACAUGAAGGCUCCUGACCUCCGACUGCAGUCCAUAUCGACCAACAUGCCCGUGCCACAUACGCCGCACGGCCUCCCGACGCCGUCGCACCACCGGCAUUCGUUUUCUUUCCAGCCGCCUCAGGGAUCGCCGGUCCUUUUACACUCCCCUGGGGCGCAUCACCAUCCUAUUCCGGGCGCUACCGACGCACCAUCAUCACAUCCGACGGGACCGGGCACGAGAGGGAUGGGGUCCGUGGGGGAAAUGCACACACCUGCAGGGCAUCACCUGCAGUCACAUCAGGGCGGCGGCAUCAGCACCUUUAGCCCCACGAUCAACUACUCCCCACCACCGGGACAGGGUGGUGGUGGUGGUGGCAAUCGAGAAACCCCGUCCCAGCAACAACAGCAGGGGUCAGGGGCGACGCCGGGGAACACGGGCCAAUCUUCGUACGACCCCAUGUUUGGCACCCUGCCCACAAACGCCUUUAGCAGCCCGGCGCCGGGGCCGUGGCACCACCACGCGGUGCCCGGAGGCGAAAACGACGUGGCAGCUGCCCCCGGAGCGGCGGCGGGAAAGACGUUGGCGCACAGCCCUGGCGCGGGGAGCAACGCCAACGAGGGCGGCGCCGAAGAGAAGGACCCGUUCCUGAGCCUGCUGGAGCAGCUUGCCGAGAACGAGCAGGCCAUGGGCUCGGGGGGUGAGCUUGAUUUUUUCUUGGGAAUGAGCCAGCGUUGACUUUUUUUUUUGAACAAAAAACACUUUUAUCUUUAUUAUUAUUUUCUGGUAGCUUGUAGUUUAUGGGACUUAUGACUAGACUACACCUGUAUAUACACUUUUAUCGGCCUGCUCUGUUGAAAAAAAGCUUGAAACAUGAUGGAU